GUGCAAUUGACAACUAGACCAAAAGGUCCACCCAAAAAUGCGAACUAGAACGUGACUUUAUUGCAAAAAAGUCCUCUAAUUUACUAACAUUUUCCUAUUCCCUCCAUCAGUCAACCACCAGCUCAACUUCAACUCCUCUGCUAAAUCUCGGCCCUCCCCAAAGCCGACGACGCCCCCCUCCCUCCAGAAAACCCAGAACCCUAACCCGAUGGCUCGGCGGACCCUCCCGAUUCUCAAAAACCUCACCCACCGCCCCACGCCCGGACCCUUCCUUCCCAAACCCGACCCGAACACAAGAUCCGUCACCUACAUGCCCCGACCAGGCGACGGAGCCCCGCGGCCCGUCACCCUGAUCCCCGGUGACGGCAUAGGCCCGCUCGUCACCGACGCCGUCGAGCAAGUCAUGGAGGCGAUGCACGCUCCGGUAUACUUUGAGCGGUACGACGUCCACGGCGAUCUGAAGCGGGUGCCGACGGAGGUGAUCGAGUCGAUCCGGAAGAACAAGGUCUGCCUGAAAGGCGGCUUAAAGACUCCAGUCGGCGGGGGUGUGAGCUCGCUCAACGUCCAGCUGAGGAAAGAGCUCGACUUGUACGCUUCCUUGGUCAACUGCUUCAACCUCCCCGGUCUCCCUACCCGCCACGAGAACGUGGACAUUGUCGUAAUUAGAGAGAACACAGAGGGCGAAUACUCGGGGCUCGAGCACGAGGUCGUCCCCGGCGUCGUUGAGAGCCUCAAGGUGAUCACGAAGUUUUGCUCAGAGCGAAUUGCCAAGUAUGCGUUUGAGUAUGCGUAUCUGAACAACAGAAAGAAGGUGACUGCUGUGCACAAAGCCAACAUUAUGAAGCUGGCAGAUGGGUUGUUCUUAGAGUCUUGUAGAGAGAUUGCUACCAAGUACCCAAGUAUCAAGUACAAUGAGAUUAUUGUGGACAAUUGCUGCAUGCAACUUGUUUCGAAGCCCGAGCAAUUUGACGUUAUGGUCACUCCUAAUCUUUAUGGAAACCUAGUGGCAAAUACGGCAGCUGGUAUUGCUGGAGGCACUGGGGUCAUGCCAGGAGGAAAUGUGGGUGCUGAUCAUGCUGUUUUUGAGCAAGGUGCUUCAGCAGGAAAUGUUGGAAACGAAAAAUUAUGGGAGCAAAAGAAGGCCAACCCAGUGGCUUUGCUACUGUCAUCAGCCAUGAUGUUGAGGCAUCUCCAGUUUCCUUCAUUUGCUGAUCGACUUGAAACAGCCGUGAAACGUGUGAUCUCAGAAGGCAAGUACCGGACGAAAGAUCUCGGCGGAGUCAGCACCACUCAAGAGGUUGUUGAUGCGGUUAUUGCUAAUCUGGACUGAUUGACCGGGAACACUUCUGUUGUGUUUAUUUUGGUUAUACUUCGUACUAUUGUUUACCAUCGUUCUCACAUGGUUUCUUCUCCAUCAUUGGUAGGUUAUCCUACAUCUGUCAAAAUGCAAUAUUAUUAUUAUUUUUUAUCCUUUUUCGGGAAUAAGCCGAAUUGAUCCAUAUACUGAUUCAGUAAUAAAUGUUCUCCCACUGCUCAAAGUUUUCAAUUUGAUAAAAAAACAUCUCCUUUUCCUUCCCA
This is a messenger RNA of Prunus dulcis (almond), 1578 nucleotides long. RefSeq names its product isocitrate dehydrogenase [NAD] regulatory subunit 1, mitochondrial. Bases 209 to 1330 code for a protein of 373 amino acids. Lineage: Eukaryota; Viridiplantae; Streptophyta; Magnoliopsida; Rosales; Rosaceae. Gene Ontology annotation, biological process: tricarboxylic acid cycle; isocitrate metabolic process. Gene Ontology annotation, cellular component: mitochondrion. The record is from RefSeq and is a predicted model, not a curated record. Gene Ontology annotation, molecular function: isocitrate dehydrogenase (NAD+) activity. The transcript has 4 exons.